GCCUAUUCGACAGGGAAUUUCGAGCCGCGUUAUAAUAUUACACAAUUCGCAGUGAGGGUAAAUUACAGGUAAGGGGAAGUGAAAUUAAAAUAUACUAGUAAAUUUAGUUUUAACCUAAGGAUUUUUUUAAAUUGAUCUAUGCUUAAUUUUCCUGUCUUUUGCUCUCCGGCAUAUAUGACUUCAUUAUUAUCAAGAGACACGGUAGUGUCAUACACACUCACACACAUUCACACACACUCACGCACAUAUUCACACACUCACACUCACAGACUCGCGCACACACUCACUCACACACACUCAUAGUCAUUACCUUAAACGGCGACAACGUGGAUGUCUUAUUAAUCAUUAUAGACAUAAUGUUAAUAAUUGACCGGAAGAAUAUUUUUUCUCAUUACUGCUUAUGUUUAAACCCUGGCGGAAAUUAGAGGAUCUUAGAGAUAGGUAUGAUACUUAUGCGGAAUCACUUCAUAAAGUAAAACUGCAUCUUACGGAGGCAUUGCAAUACCAUGAAAAGCUAGAAGAAUUAAAAAAAGCAUUUGAAAGUGCGCAAGAGCUAGUUCGGUAAUUAGAUGAAGAAUUACAAAAAAACGUGUCUCAGGAUGACCCUGACAAUCCGAUAGGCGUUCCAAAUAUAGAAACUGGUGAAGCAAUGCAAGAUUUUAGAGAUCUUGGCAAUAAAAUAGAUGAGAUAAUUGAUGUGUCUCAAAUGAUAGCAAAAUUAAAUACGGAUCAAAAAAGAACAUUCGAUAGAGUCAUUGAUACUGUAAGGUCAGAUAAUUCGAUAUUACGAUUGUACGUUAGCGGAGAAGGUGGAACUGGAAAGAGUUGCUUAAUUAAAACAAUUAAGUGUUGGAUAAAACAAUAUCUCAAUAAAGAUACCGCUGUAGCGGCACCUACUGGCAUAGCAGCGUUUAAUAUAGACGGUUUAACAGUUCAUAGAUUGCUUCAAUUACCUGUUGAACAUGGUCUUAUUACAAACUAUAAACAAUUGCCUGAUCAUGUGUUAAAAGUUUUACGAGCAGAUCUCAAGGAUGUUGUUCUUUUUGUGAUUGAUGAAGUAUCAAUGAUAUCUAAUUUGACUUUAAUGUAUAUACAUCUUCGAUUGUCUGAAAUAUUUAAUACCAAUGAUUGUGAAGACGGUUGGUUCGGUCGAAAGCACAUUCUUUUAUUUGGUGAUCUGUUUCAAUUACCUCCUGUACAUGAAGGUCCUAUUUUUGUACGAUUACCAAAUGACAAAAUUAAUAAAUGUGUGAGUUCUUUAACUGCUGUUAAUUUGUGGACUACAUUAUUUGAUUAUGAUGAGUUGACAAUCAAUAUGCGUCAGCAAGGGGAUGACUCUUAUCGACAGUUGUUGUCAAGAAUUCGUAUUGGUUUAUUGACAAAGUCUGAUUGCGAGAUUCUUGAAAAUAGAAAAAUAUCGUUUAAAGGUGAUUCUUUUGAAUCUAGAUUAAACGAAUUAUGUAAUUUUAUUAAUGAUUUUCCGUUGGACAUUGUUUGUUUAUUGCCUACUCGUCAUAUGUGUGAUGUUCUUAAUGCUGCAAUGUUAAACCGCAUUGCUUCGAAAGAGAUAUUAUUAAUUGCCGAAGACACGAUUGACUGUAUACCAUAUGUGAGAAAGAAAGUAUCAAAAAUAUUAUCGAAUAAUGAUGAUGAUAAUUCUAAAACUGCUGGACUUUCGAAAGAAAUUGCAAUUAAGAUUGGAGCAAAAGUUAUGAUAAGGAGUAAUAUUGAUGCUACUUUAGGUCUUGUGAAUGGUACAAUAGCUGAGGUAAUUUCAGUUGUACAAGAUACGUCUACCGAUCGUGUAGAAAAAAUAAAGCUUCUUUUACCAUCAGGAUUAGAAUAUUUUAUUGAAAGAGUGAGCGUUAAAUUUGAAGUGGUGGAUAGAGCGUUUGUUACUAGAAAACAAUUUCCAUUGUGUCUGAGUUAUGGAAUCACCAUUCAUAAAAGUCAAGGAUUGAGCUUACAAAGUGCUAUUAUGGACAUAGGCAACUCUAUAUUUAAUUGUGGUCAAGUUUAUGUUGCACUAUCACGAGUAACGUCUCUAGAAGGGUUGCAUUUAAUUAACUAUGAUCCUUCGUCAGUAACAGCUGAUGGAAAAGCUAUUAGGGAAUAUAAUCGACUAACAAGUAACACUACCCAACUGUCAGAAACCGAUUCGCCUGAAACUGUGCAGAGAGUCAGUGUUGGCCAAAACAUGCAACUUAUGACUGUUUAUAGCGGCCCAAAUUCAUUUGAACAAUUAUUUAUAACAAUUAAUAAAUAAUUACAUAGCCAUGUGAGACUUUGGCUUUUUCGCAUUUGGAGUGAGCGCAGUUGUUAGGGUAAUUUUGCUCGCUGAAACCAAAUUCUAUCUCAAAAUUCACAUUGCAUGUCAGAAUUCCUAGAUAUCCUAACCUCAAAAUGCUAGAAACCGUAUUAUUGCCUCUGCUAAAGGUUGUGCAAUAAGGUGAUCUUAUAAGACCAUACAUCAUGAAUCAUAGAGCUAUAAACCAUGAACCUAUUAACCCACAAACUCAACUAACGAACCCUAAGCCCUUGGACCCAUGUACCGUACACCCAUAAAUAAUGAGCAGGAAUGCCAGU
Molecule: messenger RNA, 2586 nt
Organism: Ooceraea biroi (clonal raider ant)
Lineage: Eukaryota; Metazoa; Arthropoda; Insecta; Hymenoptera; Formicidae
Product: ATP-dependent DNA helicase pfh1-like
Biological process (GO): telomere maintenance; DNA repair
Molecular function (GO): DNA helicase activity
Source: RefSeq, a predicted model, not a curated record